Messenger RNA from Mercurialis annua (annual mercury), 762 nucleotides. RefSeq names its product histone H2A.6. Lineage: Eukaryota; Viridiplantae; Streptophyta; Magnoliopsida; Malpighiales; Euphorbiaceae. Gene Ontology annotation, cellular component: nucleosome. Gene Ontology annotation, molecular function: protein heterodimerization activity; DNA binding; structural constituent of chromatin. The transcript has 2 exons. The record is from RefSeq and is a predicted model, not a curated record. Bases 86 to 484 code for a protein of 132 amino acids.
UUCUCUCACAUAGCUAAUAAAUAACGAACUAGUUUUUUCAGCUCUCUCUCGAUUUGUCUCCGUUUAAUUUGUGAUUUUGGUUUCAAUGGCUGGUAGAGGCAAAACUUUAGGAUCUGGUGCCGCUAAAAAGGCGACGUCGAGGAGUAGCAAGGCGGGUUUGCAGUUUCCUGUUGGUCGUAUUGCUAGGUUUUUGAAGGCCGGAAAAUAUGCCGAGCGUGUUGGAGCCGGAGCUCCGGUUUAUCUCGCCGCCGUUCUUGAGUAUCUCGCUGCUGAGGUCCUUGAAUUAGCUGGAAAUGCAGCAAGAGACAAUAAGAAAACAAGAAUCGUCCCACGACACAUUCAAUUAGCAGUGAGGAACGAUGAGGAGCUCAGCAAGCUGCUCGGAGACGUGACCAUUGCUAACGGAGGAGUUAUGCCCAACAUUCACAACCUUCUCCUCCCCAAGAAGGGUCCCUCAAAGAGCCCUGCUGAUGAUGACAGUUAAGCUGAAAUUCAAUCAAUUUAGGGAACAAGAUCACAGAUUCUUACAAACCUAUUGCGUUUCCACUGAAAUUUCUUUUCUCUUCUAGCUCUUAGUUUAAUUAGUUUUCUUUUUGUUGUCUCUUUUUAUUUAGGGUUUGGGAUUCUAUGUAGCUGCAGUAGGAUUGAUUAGUUUGUUUCUUUGGUGGUUGAGUAGUUAGUGAUGUGCAUAUCUCUUAAUUAUUAUCUUGUAGUUCUCUUCUAAUAGAAAUCAAAAUAUUGUUGGAAUUUUUUUUUCCUUAA